Molecule: messenger RNA, 2166 nt
Organism: Paramecium sonneborni
Lineage: Eukaryota; Ciliophora; Oligohymenophorea; Peniculida; Parameciidae
Source: the annotation of a GenBank genome assembly
AUGAAAGGUGAAGUUACUUAACCUAAAACUUAAACACAAGGAUCGCCAUAAAAGAAUGAUAAACCCUUGAAAUAAGUAAAAUAAUAAAGUCCAUUGAAACAUUAAGCCGAACCAGAAGUAGUAUGGCCAUUUUUUGCACCUUAACCGGCACUAAUUAAUUAAAUGAGAUUUUGGGAUAGGAAAAAUUGCAAGAAUGUUUAUCCAAACAAAGAAGAUUUAAGAUUUUAGGCCAUUAUGUUAAGAGUAGGAAAAAAGAAAAAGUCAACAAAGGGUUAUUUUUUCAAAUUAAGUAAAGAUGGGACUCUCAGUUAUUAUAAAAAGGUUUAAGAUUUAAAUAUAAAUAAGGAAUCUGAUAAAGUAGCAAAGGGAUAUUUAUAAAUAACAAUGGAUUAUGUUGCUCAUCUGUUAGAACAAAAAAGUAAAAAAGAUUCUUUACUUAUUGUUUAAAUUGAAAAAUAUUAAGGACUCUCGAUAUCAAUAUUCGAUGGUAAAACUUAAUUGACACUUGAAUUUUUUAAUAAUUUAAAAGAUUAUUGCAUAGUAUCAGGAAUGGAUAAACUAUAUACUUAGAUGGAACUAUUAGGGAAAGGUUCAUUUGCAUCAGUAAUUCAUAAAUUAGAUAAUUGAAUAGGUUUAUAAGGUAAAGAAUAUAUAGAAUGAGUAAAUGUUUGCAGCCAAAACAUAUUUCAAAGAAACAUUUGAAUAAUCAUAACAUAAAUCUAAAUUUGUGGUACCAUUUGUUCCUUAUUAAAGCUGAGCUUAUGAUAAAAAACGAAAUCAUGGUUUUACGUAAAGUUAUACAUCCUGGAAUAAUAAGACUAUAUGAUGUAAUUUAGGAGAAAGAGAAAUUAAUAUUGAUAAUGGAAUUAGUUUCAGAUGGGGAUUUAUAUAGUUUGAUAAAAGAGAAGAAGAGAAUUCCAGAAAAAGAAGCUGCUAUUAUGUUAAAAGGGGUAUGUGAAGCAUUAAAUGAAAUGCAUAUGUAUUUUAAUAUAAUUAUUAAUUAGAAAUGAAUUUGUACAUAGAGAUCUAAAAUUAGAAAAUAUUAUGAUGAAAUCAAGAGAUUAAUAUAUAAUUAAAUUAGUUGAUUUUGGAUUUGCAGAACCUAUUAAUCAUAAAGAAUUAGUAUCUAAAGCAGGUACUCCUGGUUAUAUUCCACCUGAAAUAUUCAAAUUAUUUCCUUAUACCGAUAAAGGAGAUGUAUUUUCUGUUGGAGUUAUAUUUUAUUCAGUAUUAUUUUAUUUAUUUAUUAUUAUAGUUGAUAUCUGGAAUCUCAUGUUUUAAAGGAAAGAAUUAUUAGGCUGUUCUUGAAGAUAAUAGAAAAUGUGAAAUCAGUUUUAUUAAAUAAGUUUGGAAUGAUAUUAGUAGUGAAUGCAAACAUUUACUUAAAAAAAUGUUAGCUAGAAAAUCAGCAGAUAGAUAUACUUGUGCAGAUGUACUUAAAAAUGAAUGGAUUCUUAUGCAUACAUCUAAUGAAUAUGAAUAAUAAGCAGGUAAUCUUAUCUAUCUAAUUAUUUAGAUUCUGAACUCGAAAGAAGAAAUUCUUAUUAAACAAUGAAAAAAUCUCAUUAUAGCCAUUAUAAUUCUGUUGAUGGAUCAUAACCUGAUUUUAAUAAUGAUUUCUCUUAUCAUACCAAUGAUUUAAAAUCUUUUUAUCAUCGAAAUAGUUAAAAGACUGUUAAAACUUAAAGAUCUAUUUAAUCAAUUAAAUCUAAUAGUAAUUUUAUAUAUUUACUCUUAUUAGAUGAUAAAAUGAAGUAAUCUAUGAGAAAUAAAUCUGCUAAUAGUAAAUAAUAAUAGUUUACCAAUUUUAAGAGUCAAACUCUCAAACAUAGAAAUAAAAGUGCUAUUCAUUCUAAUUCUAAUGAAGGAGGAGGUGAUCAUAAAAGUGUUAGAUGGGUUGAUAAGAAAAAUAAAAGUGAUGAACCAUCUUUUGGUGAUAAAAAAGAAAGUAUAUAUUAAAUCAUUAAUUUAGAUGAUUCUGUUAAGACAUCAAUUUCUCUUAAAAUUUUUGAAGAUUUUGAAGCCAUUAAUUAAUCAAAUGUAGCGUUUUUGAAAAUGUCUCCAAUACUCUUUAAUUUAUAGAAGAAACCUGAUUGUGAUGCAAAAAUUAAUGAAGCUAUUAAAAAGAAAAAAUAAUAGGCAACGCAUUUUAUGAAAAUAAAAUGA